Molecule: messenger RNA, 284 nt
Organism: Staurois parvus
Lineage: Eukaryota; Metazoa; Chordata; Amphibia; Anura; Ranidae
Source: the annotation of a GenBank genome assembly
CAGAAAGAACAGUAAAAAUGCAGGCAGGGCGCCGGACAAAGCACACGGGACAAAAUUGUAUUGAGUGAAUGUCAAAUUUUUACAUUUUUGAAUUUCCCGCCAGUUUUGUCCUUCGUGCGUCCCAACACUUGCAGGGUGCCGGCAUCGGCCGGCGGACAUUACAGGGGACACUGCAGGAGGGACAUCGCGGGAGCGCAGGACAAGGUAACUGAUACAGGGAUCGCUGGAGAAGCGCUGCAGAGUAUUCCCGGUGUAGCUCAGGGUUACCUCUUUUGGUACUGAAA